Trichoderma breve is the source of this 2262-nucleotide messenger RNA. RefSeq lists its product as uncharacterized. Gene Ontology annotation, molecular function: protein binding. The coding region runs from base 1 to 2262 and encodes 753 amino acids. The record is from RefSeq and is a predicted model, not a curated record. NCBI's taxonomy places the organism in Eukaryota, Fungi, Ascomycota, Sordariomycetes, Hypocreales, Hypocreaceae. The transcript is spliced from 4 exons.
AUGGAUGUUUUGCCAACAUAUCAGCAAGCCACCGCUCGACCCGACUGGCUGCAGCUAGCCGCCCCAUACAUAGCAUUCACGGAUUAUCCAUCCCUUUGUCGAGUCAGCCGCCGUUUCUGGUCCGUCUUCGCGCCUCAGCUCUGGAGAGACCCUUGUGCGGCGUCUAAGCGUUUGGGAUGGAGCACGGACGGUGAUACCAGACAAUGGUGGGCCAAUUUCAUGUCCCGGACGCUACUCCAGCUGACGCCCAAGACACGGCUCCUAAUUCAGGUGCUGGAUGUAAGAGGCGCCGCUGGACCGCGCGAGUUCGCCAUGUACUCAGAACUUACUGGAAACUCCUUUACGCUAGCUCUCCAGCUGCUUCCAAACGUCACGGCCCUUGUCUUAGACGACCAAGAAAACCUUGAUAUCCGCUUCCUUGGCCGCAGCCCUCAGCAGCCCGUGCCGUUGGGUCGUGCAUUACGGGUGCUAAGUCUUGAUAAUGUUAGCCAUGGAGUUCUCAAACUUCUCGAAUCACCUGAAACCCUGCCAGAGUUGCAGUACUUGGAGGUGUCUGGCUCUUCAUGGCCCAGGCAUGACCGCCUAAUUGAGCUACAGCUACCCAAAUUACGCAUUCUCAAGCUUCGCCGUUGUGGACUCCGUAGCGAUAAGCCACUUUAUCUCAACGUUUUCGACGGUCGCUUGUGGAGUCUAGAUGUGAGUGACAACCAACUAUCCGACCGUUCUGCAGCACAAUUCCUCAGCCAACUCAACUUCACCCGCCGACUGCGGACAUCGCAGCAUGCAUUAACCGAGGGGUUGAUCGAACGUUGGACGGAAUUCGAUCGCCAUACCUCUAUUCUGGAAGUACAUGGCAGCAGCGACGUUUUUCUUCCUGGGGCCAGAUAUCUGGUCGAUGCUCCCGCAUUUACAGCCUUGGCUAAUAGUCAAGACUUGCCUGCUGUCCGCUCCGACGGCUCUGUGCCAGUACGCCAAGACACGCUCGAUAGUGUUUUACGUCUCCUGUCUCGGAAUGAUGGCACUGCUGCCACGGAUCACUUGCCUGGCUCCAUCGGCCUCACACAUCUGCACUUGUCGGGCAACCAAUUUUCGGCGGCAGGAAUUGAAUCGCUGCUGCGCCGCUCUAACGGACAGAUAGAACACUUUGAUUGCGAUUCAAUAGAUUUACAUCCCACUUAUACUGGUAAGCUUGGCAUCCAUGAGUCAAUCAGAAUGUACGGAUUCUCGGGUCUGUCACAUGUAUUUCGCCCUGUUUGGUGCUCCAAUCUUCGAUCCCUCAGGAUACACCACUCGUUUGUCACAAAUAUACCUACGGUCAGCAUUCCUGGUCUUGGUGAUAUUGACCGAAAAUAUUUUGCUGAGAAGCACAUCUUCCCCGGCCUUGACUGGGCAUACUCGCUAGCCUUUCUCCCGGACAUGAAUCCCCGGCUACAAUCCUUGACGUUGACUUGUGUUCCCCGCCAAUCCUUCGGCCCUCUCGUACACAAGUUGACCUUCUUCCUUCGGCUCUUGGGCUUGCAAGAGCAGGCAUUAUCCAUCAUGAACAAGGCGGAAGCAUCAAGACCAGGGCGGUCUGUGCGGUUUGUGAGCGGCCUUAGGUACCUGACACUGGAAAUGGAGUCAAUGGAAAAGAAGCCAAUGGAAAUGAGCUCACCUCUCGAAUUGAAUGCUGAGGAGCUCAUGACUAGUGAGGAGCCGCGCUCGUACUACAUCCCAGUUUGGACCUAUAUUAUCCCCAAGGCCCCCUUGAGGAAUAACCGUGUAUUCCAAGUUGAAGAAAUUGGGCAUGACGUAGCAGCAAAUUAUAGCCCGGGAGCCCCCUCUGGCUAUCCGCCCAGAAACCUCAGUAAGGAAAAAUGGAUACGAUAUAGAGAAUCCACGAAGAAGCCUCUAGUAGCAGUUUGGGCUGGCAAUACCUGGUCACGAAGUCCUGUUAUCCAGAAGUACCGCUGCUUGGUACUCGAGUAUGGAGUAUACGAGGGACUUGGGCCCACUACUAUUCAUCACACGAGGGCGGGCGCUCCGGUAGGAUGCUUCAUCUUUCAACAAACCUGGCUCUAUGCCGCCUUACCGCAAACAUUGGAAGUGCCGCCAACUAUCCAAACACCAGAAUAUGAAGAUGUAGCCGCUGAGCUACGGCGACGCCAUGUCUCGACAUAUGAGGACUUUGAGCGAAUACGGAAAGAGUCACCUUACCGUCCAUGCUUUUAUUGGGGCGGCACAUUUAAGAUUAUCGACGCAAAGCCGAAUCGCGUCAGUUGA